GCCUUUGAAGAUUAUUUCAGGUUUGCAUAACAUUUAUGAAAAGGCAUAUAUGUUUAAAACACAAAAUUCUCAACUUACGUAUUUUUUAAAAAAAUAAUUGUUCUAAGCUUUAUGGAAAAUGCCAAAAGUAUACCGAUUAAUCCAAAUGCCUAUUACCUCGCCAACUCGGUCUCGAAUGUGUUGUACAACCUUGAGAAAGUCGAUCAGAGAACUUUAGCCUGGCCGAAGUCUCCGGAACACUCAAAACCCGGUCGAAGGGUAAAAAAAAAACCAAAAUCGACAACAUCCAUUGAGGUACCAUUCACCCAUAGACCAUCUUUUUUGAUGAAUAGACCUGCAGGUGGCAAAUCCCAAACCGAUCAAUGGGCCGCAAAAAAAAGUAAGUUUUACAAAAUUAUACGUGACAGCCAGAUGCCGGAUUCGCAUCGAAAUAAUCGAAAAGUGGAACGGGAUUACGAUGAAGAUAGUCUCUACAGUGAUAUAUCCUCCAUUCUCGAAUCUCAUUUGGACCAACAGGGUCGAUUCAAAAACAAAAAUAAUUUCAAUGAAUCGAACUCGCCCCCGAUUACCCAACGCCUCGAAAGAGAGAUAUAUAAAGUUCGGAUGCUAGAUCCUGAUAAGUCAGAGUUUGAUUUUAGAAAAAAUAAAAAGAUGCAUGGGUCGAAUACCAGUCUUACAUUGCAAAUGUAUCCACUUCGAUCGACGGCUCCCGAAAAUCCUGAUAUGGAAGUUAAAAGUACAAAGCAGAAUCUUCCAAAAACCAGACUUCCAAUGGGCGACCCCAAAAAGGGUUCGGCGAAACUUCACUUCAUGGAUCUCUAUAAAGUCCGGCAGAAAAUUACAGAGCCCAACAAAAAAAAGGCCACUGCCAAGGGUAAAAAACAGAAAAAAUAUAUCGUUAGGAAAAAUGGUAAAAGAGGUACCACUUGUGAUUUGGCGGAAGUGUUUCGUCCUACUCGCAUGUCGCAGAGAGGUUCCUUUAAAAAAUUAUCGACGUCGGGAUACAUGUCAGGUUAUGUAAGCGCCAGGCGAUCAGAAGCCAAUGCGGUGGACAAUCGGCCGGCAUAUAUGGUUAUACUGGACGAUCAAAAUUUACGCAAUAACGCUCCUCUACUUCGGUUAACCGCCGAAAGGAAUCGUCGUCGCUUAUCAAAAUUGAGCACGGCUUCUAUGAGCCCCCUGGAGGACUUUUCCGAGAGGUUGUUGAAACUGAAGCGGCUUCUGAGCAGGUCUUCUGACAGUACUGAGGACUGGCGAUAUGAAUCCUCGUCCCUGGCCAUCGAUGGCAUAGCCGAUCACGACCUUCUACUCUUCCCGUAUCCGGAAAUAUUUCACAAAGAGGGGAGUUCGGAAAGUAAACGGAGAGAGGAAGCAUCGCACCAGCACCCGGAGAUCCCAACUCCCAUACGAGAGAUGCGAUUGGAGGAGAAACCGCCGAAGCCGGAGUUGGAAACAAAAAAGAAAAAAGAUUGUUGCUCCAUGUGCAAACUGAUCCAUCCCAAGGAGCCGGAGAAGGAGGCUCCCUUUCUGCAGGAGAUGAGAAAGGAGCAGGCCCGCCAGGAGUUGCUCGCCUAUGCGGCGAAUAGAUCAAAGAGCCUGAAGACCCCCGUGACGGAAAAAGCCACAGUACAUAAUCUGGACAUACACGACAUUCAAUAUCAAUCGUAUUUCAAGCUGGAGGAUAGGGACAUUCACUUUGAAAGGGCCAAGCCCCUUUGCAAGAAGCCUUUUCAAAACAAUUUAUUCAAAAUGAGCAGGCCCCGAAUUUGUUUUGGAGAAAUUGAUUUGAAUAGAGCUUCUCAGACCAGGGACAAUAAUUGUGACCAGAAUAUUUAACAUAUAAACAAAUAAUAAUUAAAGACAAACAAUUAGUAUAUAACUAUA
Drosophila ananassae is the source of this 1884-nucleotide messenger RNA. RefSeq lists its product as uncharacterized. The record is from RefSeq and is a predicted model, not a curated record. The transcript has a single exon. Bases 112 to 1836 code for a protein of 574 amino acids. NCBI's taxonomy places the organism in Eukaryota, Metazoa, Arthropoda, Insecta, Diptera, Drosophilidae.